Messenger RNA from Acanthochromis polyacanthus (spiny chromis), 4201 nucleotides. It is a transcript of the gene calcoco1a, whose product is annotated as calcium binding and coiled-coil domain 1a. Bases 204 to 2162 code for a protein of 652 amino acids. The record is from RefSeq and is a predicted model, not a curated record. The transcript has 15 exons. Lineage: Eukaryota; Metazoa; Chordata; Actinopteri; Pomacentridae.
UUUGGGUUUUUUUUUUUUUUUUGUUAUUGUUUCGGGUUAUUGGAGCAACUGAGCCCGAGGAGGAAAGCACGGCUGUCUCGGUCGAGUUUUUUCGUUGUUUUUCUUGCGGACUGUGAAUCAAGUGAGUCGCAUACAGACGGUUGGUUUAAAGAGGGGUGAGGGCUGUAAAGGUGCAAAGUAGCCUGGCUUUGUUUUGUGUUGCCAUGGACAAGGCUUGGCAGGUGGAGUUUAGAAAUGUGGGCUGCAGUUACUUCCCUCAGAGCAGAGUUGACUGCCACUAUACACUGAGCUCACAGCACAACUGGGCCAGCAGUGACUGGAUCGGGCUCUUUAAGGUGGGAUGGUCAUCAGUGAAGGACUACCACACCUUUGUUUGGGCACUGGUCCCAGCUGACUAUCAAGAAGGCACAGAUGUCAACUGCUGUGUGCAUUUCCAGGCCUCCUACCUGCCCAAGCCCAGCUCCCAGGAGUAUGAGUUUGUAUAUAUUGACGCUAAAGGGGAAGUGUGCUCCCGCAGCUCCAAAUUCACUUUUUGUGCACCAAAGCCCCUUGAGGAUCUGGUGACCCUUGAGGAAGAGACCCAUGGAGAGGAGGAAGGCACAGACAUGCUGCUGGUAGUACCCAGAGCUGAGCUGCUGCAGAGUCGACUCCAGGAAUGUCUGCGAGAGCGCGCUGAGCUGUUGCACGUGCAGGAGGUGGCAAAUAAGCAAAGGGAGAAAGAGAAGGACGACUACAAGAGGGCGAGGGAGGCCUGGGACAGACGACGCAGAGAGUUGGAAAAUGAUAUUGCCAGGCUGCAGGAUGAGCUGCAGCAGAGUCUGGAGAAGAUUGAGAAAAUGGAGAGGAAGCAGAAGGAGGAGCAGGCUUUAGGAGAAUCACUAGCCCUGGAGAAAACUGUCUUAUUGGAUGCAAGGGAGGCCAGUGAAGUGCGGAUCAAAGAGCUGGAGGAUGACAUCCAAACCCUGACACAGAGAGCAAUGGAAAGAGAGACAGAAUUGGAAAGGAUGAAGGAACGAGCCAAGAGAGCCGGAGCUCUGAGAAAAGAAGAGGAGAAUGAGAGAAAGAGCCUGCAGACCAAACUGGAACAGACUGAAGGUGAGCUCAAAAGCCUGUCCAAGGAGUUCCAGGGCCUGAGGAACUCCCUCGCCCAGAGAGAUACCAGUGUCCUGCAGCUUCAGAAUACCAUCACCACCCUCACCCAGAAGCUCACCACUGCCCACAGGAAAGAGACGGAGAGCGAGGCGUCACUGAAGGAGAUGCGAAGCCUGCGGGAGCGUCUGCACAUGAGUGAGCGUGCAGCAGAGGGCUUAAAGAUAGAUCUAAGUGCCAUGGUAGCCCAGAGGGAUCACGGCCAGGCCGAACUGCAUCAGGCCCGGCUGCAGGCUGCUCAGCUCACCCUUCAGCUGGCAGAUUCCAGUCUGGCCCUGAGAGAGGGAAGAGCCCACUGGGCCCAGGAGCGGCAGAAUAUGCAGCGCAAUGCUGAGAAGGACCACGAGCGUUUGGAGAAACUCAAUGCAGAGAUGCAAAGGAUGGAAGAGAGGCUGCAGGAGGAAAGGAUGGAGAGAGUGAAGCUGGAGGUUGAGCUUGGAAGAGAAAAAGACUGCAACCGGGUUCAGCUGAGUGAAACCCGCAGGGAGCUCCAGGAGCUGAAAGCCAGCCUGAGGGUCGCCCAGAAAGAGAAGGAGCAGCUACUAGCAGAGAAACAGGAGUUGAUGGAGUACAUCUGUCAGCUGGAGCAGAAGAUGGGAACAGUGGCCGGUGCCAAGUGGAACGCUGCCCCGAUUGCAUCUACAGGGCGCCCUGAUAGCGUGUUAUCUGACUCCGAGGAUGAGAACCCAGAGGCUCUGCAGAUCCUCCAUCCACCAAGACCUCUGGGACACUACAGCCUAUGUGAGCAGGGCCAGCCGGACUCCUUGCUGCUUUCCACCCCUCCUCCAUCCCCCAGGGAGGUGGACAGGAGUGCGGUGGUCAUCAACCAGCCAGCCCCGCUCUCUUUGCCACACCAGGCCGGCGCUGACACUCUGGCUCACAGCUCUGAUUCGGAGGAGGAAUCUGAUCCACUUCAGUGUGGAAGGAACAGCUCUGGAGAGGAAACAGCACUUUUGUUGCCUGAGCACAUGGACACUGCUCUCAGUGAUCUGGCCGACACCUCGCUAUGGUAACCGGCGGUCAUCUAGCCGCGGCCACAACAAGUGACAGAAAAAGGAGGACUUGGUCGGCGUUUUUCCACUUUACUUCCAGUAACAAGCACACAUACAGCUCACUCACUACACAGACAGAAAUGUUAAUAUGCAAUUACGUCGUAUCUGAGGUGAACCUUAGCUUUCCCCCUUCUAGACUGUUGUGUUAGCGCCCCGACUGUUUCGCCAGUGGUUGCAGGUCAACGCCGUGUUUAUGACAGACAUAAGACGGGUGCACGGUUGGAAGCGGCGGGCUUUUAGGCACGGGCUCCGGCGUUUGAGAGUUUGCAGGCUGUAGCAGAAUGAUUUCUGUUGAAUCAUUGCUAUGUCGAGAGCUUUACGAUGGAUGUUAUGUCGUUUUUAUGGCAUUUGUGAUUAGGAGUCAUGACAGGCACUGUAAUUAUGAUGUUUUGUGCAGGCCCGGCUCCACUGGAAAUCAUGGCAAAACUGACUUCCAGCAUUAAAUUCUCCACAGCAGCUUUGAACACUUUUCAUGGCGGCAUAAAGUAAUGAUACGGCAUCAUGCUAAAUUAUAUCGCAGUAGUGUAGGUCUAUGACAUCAUAUUUCUCCUCCAUUUGCUCAGAACUAAGAUUUGAUGAGCGCUUUCUUGUACGCAUUAGCAGUCGAUUGUUGUCAUGCAGACGCCGUUAAGGUGAUUGAGUGAUGCAGAUGCUCUCUGAGAUGGACAAGAUUUUGAAAUAGGAAGCUUAUCGAACAGAUUGUGCUUAACGCCACGCGCAACUUUCUGUUUCAGUAACUUCAUAUCACUUAUUAUAGAGUUAAUGCUCGUAAGCUUUUCACUGUAGAUCAGCUGCGGUUUUUAUUUGUCAAUGAACCCGGAUUUUACAUUUAAUAAUGAUUGAAAUUUACUCGCUGUUCGUUUGAAGAUUUAGAAUCUGUCUUUAUUAAAGUUUAUAUUGUACAGAAAACUUCAUUCACACUCAUGCAGUUCUAAAUUUGUGCCUCAAAUAAUGAAGUAAGAGUCAAAGAAAAUCAUCUUUAUAGACGCUGACAUCUCCAUCGUGAUGUUGGUACUUUCCCCUUAGCCCUAUGGCGAUAGACUGCCAGAAUAGAAAUUGCUGCCUACCUUUUAAUCAAUACUAUAUGCAUUUUUCAUGAUUUUCUAUUUAUAAUUAACAUGCUGCAAUUGAGCUAUUUUCAGGUUUCAUUUCAAUUCUGUUUUCACACGACUCUUUGUACGAUGUGUAACAAAAGUUUCCAUGCUUGGCUCAGAAAAAUUCAAUAGAAACCUUGAUGCUUGAUUUUAUCUGCUGUAUUUGCACCCUAUUUUUACUAUAGAAGAGUUUUUAGAGUAAAAGUUGAUAUAUGGAUACUUCUGUCAGUUGUGUUCUCUCAUCGUUAUCCUAAUCAUUACCACGGUGUGUCGUGUUUACUCAUAUUUUAUCUACUUGUCAUGUUUUUGCUUUCAAAUACUCACAUGGACUCGACUAAGGUUUGAUAUUUGAGUUACAUCGUGGCAAGUUAUCGGUGCUAAUGAAAGGGAACGAUACCAGCAUAUUAUGUUAGAGGUAGAUGUAAGAAAUAUGCACAGGAAUGGAUUUGAAUGUUUAAAAAGCUUCAGUGGGAACGGGAUUAUUAAAGUAGCCGUGAAAGGAGUAGAUGUCUAUCCCGCCUCUCGUUUACCUUGUGCCGCUCGGUAUGCUGGUGUUACACUACAUAUACUCUCCAUAUAUAGAAGGUUUUCAAGGAGCCUGGUGUUCUUCCCCAGAAGAUAGCACACUAAAUGUAUUCUCCAUAGUCCUUGUUUGUAGUUGUAAUCUGACUUUAUGUCUUAAGGAAGUUAUUUUUUGUUUUUGCUGUUCCACUGAGAGCUCCCCGUACGCGUGCUCCUCGUCACGACGCCGUCUCUCACUGCAAUAAAGCUCCAGUGCUUACAGUUUGUUUUGAAGUUUUGUGUGUGAAGGUUAUCCCACAUGUACGCCUUUCGUGUAUUUUCUUACCUGUCAUGUAACGGGUUUGGGCGGGGUUCUGCAUAAUAAAAAGGUUUAUGUAUCCAUUA